Molecule: messenger RNA, 3629 nt
Organism: Seriola aureovittata
Lineage: Eukaryota; Metazoa; Chordata; Actinopteri; Carangiformes; Carangidae
Product: stonin-1
Exons: 4
Coding region: 273-2396 (707 amino acids)
Biological process (GO): synaptic vesicle endocytosis; clathrin-dependent endocytosis; regulation of endocytosis
Cellular component (GO): AP-2 adaptor complex; synaptic vesicle
Molecular function (GO): clathrin-cargo adaptor activity
Source: RefSeq, a predicted model, not a curated record
CCGCUCUGUUCAUUCCUGCAGUGUCCCGUUGGAGGACAGUCUGUCUGAACUCGGGAGGGGAAUCGCAGCGCUGUUAAAACUCCCAGGAUUUACACUCUGCCAUUUUGAGCAAAACCGGUCGACAUCAGAGUUCAGACGCGUCCAUCAAACAGAGGCCAUGACCUGAAUUAGUGAACCACCACUGUGAGUUUAGGAGAAGGUCUGAAGUGGGGGACAAUUAAUCCAAAAGAGGAGGAACUGUUUUUUGGACUGGACAUCAUUCAUCUGCAGCCAUGUGUUCUACUAAUCACUCAAACUGGGUCACAUUUGAAGAUGACAACACACCCCUCUCAUCACCUCAGAAGCCUCUACAGUCACCAGGGCUUAUCAAAGCAUCGGUACCGCGUCCCAAUGGUCUGAAAUUAGUGCUUCCUCCAAUCAGAGAUACUUCCUGGAGCUUCAGUCGUUCCUUGGAAUCCCCUCAAAGCCACUCAAGCCUUAGUGGAAGUUCCUGUGUACCAUGUAACACACCCUUUUGCACUCCUGUUAGUGGGGGUCCUAGCAGCGCAUCCCCAUUUCAUUCCAACACGUGGGAAAAGAACGACUUCUUCCAGAGUUUGUCCAGCACAUCGACCACUUCUGCUCCCUCUCCUGCACCAGAGGCCUUGAAUCAAACCUCAGAUGGACCAAGCCCUUUCCCUUCUUUCCAGGGGAACUCAGGACACUAUAACCCCUUCUGGGAUGGAUCUAGACACAGCGCAGAUGUGGGCAGCUCCUCCUCAGACUCAGAAUGUGACAACAGCCUACCACGUUUCUUUAUUCGGACCAAAGACGGCAGUGAACCUCCACGUGACCAUCUCCAGAGCUCCUUCUCCUACGUUUGCCACAGGUUGGAAGGCCUACGAACAGAAACAGACCCUGAAGUGGAGACAGAAAAAGAUGGGGAGAGGCAGCAAAGUUGCAAAAAUGAAGUGCUAAGUGAAGAUUCAACUCAGUUCGUUCCUCGGGGUCUGUUUCGUAGCCAGAAGAGAGACGGCUGGCCUGUCAUGCUCAGGAUUCCUGAAAAAAAGAACCGCAUGUCUUCUCGACAGUGGGGGCCGAUCUACCUCCGCUUGUUGCCGGGAGGUGUGCUGCAGAUGUACUACGAGAAAGGGCUGGAGAAGCCGUUCAAGGAGUUCCAGCUUCUCCCUCAAUGUCGGCUCUCGGAUCUUAAACUGGAAAGCUACGGAGAGCCUCGCAAGGUCCUCGCAGUCAAGGUGGAACACUUCUCCUACAUUGAGAAGAAACGCUAUCACCCAAAGUUGGAGGUUAGUCAUGAUGCAGAGGUAGACCAGCUGCUCAAGUUUGGCUCCACAGUGCAUGACGACAUGGAGGACUUAGUAGUAUCCAUGGAAGAGGAAAUCUUCAAACUGUGUAUGCCCCAUCAGCAGAGGCGGCACUAUGAGGAGCAGGAGCUGUCGCUGCAGAUCACUGAUCAUAUCUGGGUACAACUGGAUAAGUCUGGAGGAGUCGUGGAGCGGACAGCUUUCACCCAGAUUCACUGUCUGGCUUUUCUGAACGGACUAGGGGAUUGUUUUCUUGCCCUAAAUGAUCUCGGGCUGCUGCGCUUCGACUCCAGCUACGGGUCCGAGGAGGGCAGUGAACUCUGGAUGGAGAUUGCUGACUGCCAUUUUCACAAAUGUGUGAAUGAGACAGAGUUUCAGAGGUCCCGGCUGAUUAAGUUCUCUCCUCCUGACGCCUGCAGGGUAGAGCUGAUGCGGUACAAGACAACAAGUCUGGCUUGCACAGAUAUUCCUUUCUCAAUCAAAGCUGUGGUCACAGUUCAAGGUGCCUAUGUGGAGCUGCAGACCUUUCUUAACAUGUCAGCCACCUUCCUUUCCUCCAUGGGGGGGUCUGACAGGCACCCACUGUGUGAGAAUGUAGUGAUCCGUGUGCCGGUGCCAGGCGACUGGGUCAAAGUGACACAGACAGUGGCCUUGCUGCGACAGAGGUCACUGAAGGCCCGUAUGAACAGAAAUGCCUGCUUGGGCUCUGUCGGAAAUGCAGAUUCACAGCCUGUCAUGCAGGUGUCAAUUGGCACUGUCAAAUAUGAGAAUGUGUAUUCAGCCGUCGUGUGGAGGAUCGACAGACUGCCAGCGAAAAAUACAGCAGUGGAUCAUCCCCAUUCAUUUUCCUGCAAGCUAGAGCUGGGAUCUGAUCAGGAGAUCCCAAAUGACUGGUACCCUUUUGUCACGAUGGAAUGUGAAAUAAUGGGCGCAGUUGUGUCGCAGACCAGGGUGAAGUCACUGGGCACCACGAACGACAUCCAGCCGCAGAAACAUUUGACCAGUUGGACACGCUAUCAUUGUCAGGUGGAAGUGGAGAAGAAAUGGAUUGAAACGGAAUCACAGAGGCAGUCCGGCUGUAUGACACAGUGAUGAUUAAGGAGGACCUUAUCCUCUUUGGUCCAAGACAUUUGCCAAAAUCUUCUUAGUAGUGAAAAUGGAUGAGAGAAAAUGAACAAAAACAAGGGUGACGAGGGACUUUUCUGCUUAUAUAUCCGGUGUCAAAUUCAUCUAAUAACACAUAGCCUGGUAACCGAUUUUAUAUCCUUUAACUGAGACUGAAUUAUUCUAGACCUAAUCAAAAAAAUUAACAUGGUCUUUUUGCCUAGCACUUUACAUUUAAUAGAUUUAUUAAUUGUAAGAUUACAGUUUAUAUGAGUAUUGUAUAUAAGCUUGCAUUUGCAUCAUCUGCACUGCCCUCCAGAAUGAUUGGCAGCUUUAAUAAACGUACGCCGGACAGGCUGCAUGAGAUAAACAGCUUAAGUAAUGAGCAACAUUCACUGUGUUUGAGGAAAACUAAUUAUCAGUAGAUGUUUAGCAUCAGACCCUGUUGUUGCCCUGCGAUUUUUAAACUUCACAUAUUUCCAAAUUGACUCACUUAGGUACGACUCCUCCACAUUUAAAUUAAAUGUUAUUUGGCAGUGGCAUUACUGUUUUGUUUGUUUUAUAUUGUGCUCUAAGAAUCUCAGUAGGUAGGUGACAUCAGUAAGUGUCAGACAAAACAAUGUUAAAACGUUAAUAUUUUGAACGGUAACUGUCUUGCCUUCUGCCAAAUACAGACACAGUGCACUUACAAAGUGAAACAGCAGUAGCGGUUAUAUGACUGAUUGACUGCAGCCUAAUACAGUGUGUCCAAUGCUUGGAGUGGUUUUUGAAGUUGUACUAUAGUAGCAGCUUUACACAAACCUUUCCUUGUAAAAGAAAUGACUGCGCAACAUAGGGUGUUAAUACUCUUAUAUAAAGUGAGAUAUUAAUUUUCUAAUGUUUUUUCACAUUUAUACAACUCAUUACUUUGGUUGCUUACCUCGAGCUGACCUUUUACUUUCUACCGAGGUUGUAUUCUGGAGGACUGUAUUGUUAUUUAAACAAAUCAAAUCUUUAUUAUGUGAUCUUUCUGCCUCUGGGUUGUGAGUAGGUUGAAUGAAAGAAAUAGAGUGGUGAAGCUUUGUAGUGAACAAGGCCCUAAAUGAUGAUUUGUAUGUAUGAGGUACCUGGCUUAAGCUGGAUAUUAUGUACAUCAUGAGUAAAAAUUGAAUUAAACCUGAGUGACUGGUACCUUUUCACAUAUGUUGUUAAGACUGAAAUAAAGUAUCGUGCUCUAUUGUA